AUGGAAACCACCCUCACACACCGGCCAUGGGAGCCUGCCACAACGGGACCGCAGGGCAUCGCAACCACCCAGACCCUGCCUUCGAUUUCAACGUUGACAGCGAGCAUGACGGGUAUUCCGACUCAGGCGGAGAAAUCGCCUGGAAAUGCCUCGUUAAACACAAUCGAGCGAGAUUCAGGGAACUGGUCUAUGCCUCAGAGUACAAGAUCUUCGACCUAUUCCACCGCGACAAACGGCACCGGAAACUACCCCUCCCUUUCAUUCCUCACAUCCUCACAACCGUCCCCAAAUCGCGUCUCCCUUGUCUCCGACCGAUCUCCAUACCCCAAUGACCUCUCCAGUACUACUACCCCUUCUUCAGCUGGAGCUCAGCCAUCCCCCAAUUUCGGUCACGCUCAACCCCCGACGACACUACCUUCCAUAAACCAACAUUACGAUGCGCCUUCCCAGAGAGCCAGCAUCGCGGAACCGGCAGAGUCGCGACGGAGCAGCGUGGAUAGCAGAAUGAAUCAGGGAAUCAGCUCUCUCGCCAUCAACCCGGCUUCCCCGUACCAUAGCACGAACGCCUCGCAGUCGUCAAUUGUUUCUGGCCUACAACGGGAACGUGGGAUUUCGAUGGAUGUUAAUAUGAACAACACCUACCGGGGUCCUCGCUAUUCUGCCGGACAGCCUCUUUCUCCCCUUGGCCCAAGAGCUGGCGAGCAUCGUAGCUUUGCGGCUGGCCGCACUGCACCUGCAAUCUCGUCGAAUCCUCGGUCAGAAAUUUACAAUGCGGAGGCGCCCACCGCGGGUCUCGCGUAUGCUUUCCCAGAUCCAGAUGUCGCCCGGUCGAAUUCAGUUUCGUCUACCGCCGACAAACCUCUUAACGGCCAUCAGUUUACACGGAAAGGAAGCACGGCAGAGUCUCUGGCCAGCAGUGUGUAUUCCGAUGCACGCCUACCCCGUGGACAGCAUGCAGAACUUCCUCAAAAUGUACAUCACCAUACACUUCAGCAUAAACAAGUCCGGGGUUUGAUCGGCGAGGCGGAGGCGCAUGGCGGCAGCACUCCCUACAGCCGCACUCCAGAAUUGCGCGUCACCCACAAGCUAGCUGAGCGGAAGCGCCGGAGCGAGAUGAAAGACUGUUUUGAAGCCCUACGCGUCCGUCUUCCGCAGAGUCAGAACAACAAAUCUAGCAAGUGGGAGACUCUCACUAGAGCGAUCGAGUACAUUAGCCAUCUGGAAAAAAUGCUCAACAACGCUCGCCGCGACAACGACGUUCUGAGGAGUGAGGUUGAUGAAUUACGCGCGCAGCUAAACCAGCAGCAAGCCAAUGGACAGUCGCGCCAGGCGUCAAUAUUCGAGCAUCACACCAUCUCAGCUCCGCAGACGAACGGUCAGGUACACGGUCCGAUCUACCCCAGCUACGCCCAAGGCUCCGCCAUGGCGCAAGAGCAGCCUCGUACAUUGCCCCCACUCAUGAAUGGGUCUGUUGCUCCUAUGCAAGGCGUACAGUACACCGAUGAUCGACGGUAG
Messenger RNA from Aspergillus aculeatus ATCC 16872, 1515 nucleotides. RefSeq names its product putative HLH transcription factor (Hpa3). The transcript is spliced from 4 exons. Gene Ontology annotation, cellular component: RNA polymerase II transcription regulator complex. Lineage: Eukaryota; Fungi; Ascomycota; Eurotiomycetes; Eurotiales; Aspergillaceae. The coding region runs from base 1 to 1515 and encodes 504 amino acids. Gene Ontology annotation, biological process: positive regulation of transcription by RNA polymerase II. The record is from RefSeq and is a predicted model, not a curated record. Gene Ontology annotation, molecular function: DNA-binding transcription factor activity; protein dimerization activity.